CUAAUCUAUGCACAGAUGUGAGGUGUGUCGGUGAUAACCUCAAAAUUGCACAUGUAGUGUAAUGUAUGUACGGCGAUCCAACAAGAUAGAUAGAAGAAAUAAAUUAAAAAGUUUGAUGUUUUAAGAUAAAUUUGUUUGAAUUUGCGUUAUAUAAAUCGUCCUGACAUUUAUCUGUAAUCCAAUAUGGGAAAGUUGGACGUUAAGAUACUACGAUAUUUAACCCCGGAAGACUUUCGUGUUUUGACUUCGAUUGAAAUGGGCAUGAAAAAUCAUGAACUCGUACCUGCGAUACUUGCCGCACAAAUAGCGAAUCUGCGUUACGGUGGAGUUCAUAAAUUGCUGAAAGAAAUGUGCAAAUAUAAAUUGCUCAGCUACGAACGAGGCAAACGAUAUGAUGGUUAUCGUUUGACGAACGCUGGUUAUGAUUAUUUAGCCUUAAAAGUCUUGACGCAAAGAGGAACAAUCUGUUCCUUUGGUAAUCAGAUUGGUGUUGGCAAAGAAUCUAACAUUUUUGUCGUCUCCAACGAAGACGAGACUCCGCUUUGUCUAAAGUUACACAGACUGGGUAGAACGUGCUUCCGAAACAUUAAAGAAAAAAGAGAUUAUCAUCAGCACAGACAUUCCGCAUCUUGGUUGUAUUUGUCAAGAAUCGCUGCAACCAGAGAGUUUGCGUAUAUGAAAGCCCUUGUGGACAGAGGUUUUCCUGUGCCAAAACCAAUUGACUUUAACAGGCAUUGCGUUGUCAUGGAGCUGGUUGAAGGUGGACCUCUGUGUAAUGUAAAUGAAGUAAAUAAUGUGGAAGCGUUGUACGACGAGCUCAUGGAUUUGAUUGUUAGACUGGCGAAUCAUGGCGUUAUACAUGGAGAUUUUAAUGAAUUCAAUAUAAUGAUCAAAGAUGACGGCAAGCCUGUUGUCAUUGAUUUUCCUCAGAUGGUUUCUACAGAGCACGAGAAUGCGGAAGCCUAUUUCGAAAGAGAUGUGAACUGUAUCCGUGAUUUCUUUAAGAGACGUUUUGGUUAUGAGAGCGAAUUGUAUCCAAUUUUUCAGGAUGUGUCUCGCGAAGACAGCCUAGAUGCUGAAGUCAAGGCCAGUGGCUUUGCAAGACAAAUAGAAAAAGAAAUUGAUACUCUCAUGACAGAAAUUGGCAUUGAAUAUAAAGAAGAAAAAGACAACGAGUCCAGUGAGGACAAUGAGGAUAACGAGGAAGAAACGUAUGAGGAUUGCGUUGAUAAUAUUGAAGAUUUAGAACAUCAAUUAAAUGAUUUACAAUUUCAAAAUGAAAUUGUAAAAGAAGGACUUGAUGUUCCAAAAGACACUAAAGCACUAAAUAAUGAUAAUGAACGUUUGAAGGGAAUACAUACAGUGUCAUGUUCCGACGAACAAAGUAAUGUGGAAAAUGAAUGUAAACGAGAGAAAGAAGACGUAACGGUAGAAAAUGUAAUUGAUAAUGAAGAACACAAUGAUCAUACAUCGUGUGAUUUAUCAUCAAAUGUGGAAAAUGAAGCUGUACAUUUUUAUGAUGAUACACGAAGUAUACGAAGUGCUUCAACAGCUGCUACAAUUGCACCAGAUGUGAUAAAGAAGAGAACAAAAUUAGCACUUGACAAACGCGAGAGGAGCCAAACGAAGCGGGCACUUGCUAAAGGAGAAGCAAGCGCAGUGACGAGGAUACGAAGGGACAAUAGGGCUGAAAUUAAAGAAUCGACUGGAAUUUGGGGUUGGGAAUGAAGUUAUUAUUCUAUCUUUGUUUAUUAUUCCGAUCUAUUUACUUUAAUAAAGAUAAGAUCGUAGACAUAUUCGAGAUAGAUAAAAGCGUUAUUAUUAAAAUCAAAUAUUUCUCAUAAUAGGAAAAAAAAUAUUAAAAAUGUAGUAUUGUUCCUCCAAGGACGGAUACAAAAAUGUUAAAGUUUUAUCUUAAGAACUAAAUCCUAUUCAUUUCAGAUUGCUUUAAUUUUAUCAUUUUGUAAUAUUUAAUGACUUGUUUCGAAUUUUGAAAUAUCUCCUAAAUAUAGGUUUAAUAAAAAUUUCGGGUAUCUUUGGAGAAAAUUCGUCGUUCUCAAGAAAAAACAGUUCAACUCCAAGAAAGAAGAGUCUCUCUGUAGAGAGGUAUACAAUCAAGACCGAAACGAGUAUUUUGUUAAUUGUAAAAUAGAUAUUAUCAAAAUUUGUAUAGGUAAACUAAUGUGAAAUAAUAUUGGUUUACUUAUAUAUGUACAUAUAUAUCAAUCUGAUUUAAACAUACAUGAGGUCAGAUUGGAAAUAUGCAUUGAUAAUUUAAUCUUUAAAUCAAACAUAGAAAUUCUAAAGAUGCAGAUUCUUUCUACAUAACAAAUUAACAACUGGAUUCAAAAUUAAUUUUUUAAAAUUCUAAGUAAACCUUUCACACAACAUCAGAUUUCUCCGAAGUAAUCAUCUGUAGAUCACAUGUAAUCCGUCGACCACAUGUCACUCAGAAUCAGAUUCCCUGACUUUCUCCAUUUCUCCUAGUUCUUUCCAAUCAGGAAGUAUAAUGAAAUCCCUUCUCUUAAAAUAUCGGACCAAUUGGGAGAUUUUUAAGAAGUAUCUCUCUUAAAUGUGGCACACUAAAGAUCUUUGGAGAAAAUUCGUCGUUCCCAAUAAGCUACAGUUCUACUUCAAGUGCAAGAGGAGAAUCUCCCUGCCGAAAGGGGUAUACGAUCAAGAGAAGAAUAGGAAGUACAAAUUUUGUUUUAUCUAUUUAUUUUGUCUCCUCUAUCCUGUGUUAUGUCACGUUGCUUCGCGAGCGCAACACAACACGCUAUCUGCGGACAUAGGACCGAUUGAUAGUAGGAAGGAAAAAGUGGGACUGCAUACACGGUACACAAAUCGAUUUACUUAUAGUUCCGACAGAACAACGUAUUUCUGCGACAGCAUUACGCAACGAUUGAUGGUGCGGUUGCGAGAUAUGAACAAAUUAAACCGUUCGAUAAUUUCGCGCCACGAAGGAUGUUCGCUGAUAGUGAUGGUGGUGGCAGUGGCGGUGAAGAAAACGGUCUAGCAGGCGAUAAUAAGGCCGCGGUGAUAGCUCCAAGUACACACGUAUAUAAUUGCGGCGCCUGUAUAUAUAUAGCAGCGAGAGUUCUCUCUUGAACGCAGAGUCCCGUCCCUCGUGCAUUCUUGUGCUUGUCAAAAUAUCCGGAAGCGACUUGACGCAGACGGUUCAUUACUGACGACUAUAUAUUAUCUAUUUCUGUAGGAACAUGGCUAAGGACAAUCUCACCGCUGUACUGUAUGGCAUCAACGAUUUACGCCUGG
Wasmannia auropunctata (little fire ant) is the source of this 3273-nucleotide messenger RNA. It is a transcript of the gene RIOK2, whose product is annotated as serine/threonine-protein kinase rio2. Gene Ontology annotation, molecular function: protein serine/threonine kinase activity; ATP binding. The transcript is spliced from 6 exons. The record is from RefSeq and is a predicted model, not a curated record. Gene Ontology annotation, biological process: maturation of SSU-rRNA; protein phosphorylation. Gene Ontology annotation, cellular component: nucleus; preribosome, small subunit precursor; cytosol. The coding region runs from base 184 to 1728 and encodes 514 amino acids. NCBI's taxonomy places the organism in Eukaryota, Metazoa, Arthropoda, Insecta, Hymenoptera, Formicidae.